UUGUGUGUGUGUGUGUAUAAAUGGGUAUUUCUUUUUUUAAAAAUUUUGUCUGUUUUUGUGGAUGGGGACUGCCUCUGCUGAUUGGGGAAUUAUAUAGCUGUAGUGUAACUUAUGUGGCGAGCAGACGAGCGCAUGGAGAUUCUCAUGUCCUGUGAUUGAUGAUUGAGAGCUUCUGGUGGGUUGGCAGUCCUGGGUUGCUUGCCGUGCACUGGAAAGCUGUGUUGGGUUUGCUGUAGGAGUUCUUCGUCUUCCUCCUCUUCUGCGCUUUUCCAGUCUUUGAGUGGAUCCUCGAGGUGGCGACAGCAUUGCCUUCCGUUCCUGUCGGAAUUAUUCGGCACCUUGCUGGUCCACUUGGGAAACUGCGAGUUGAAAGGCUUCAUGCCCCGUGUAGUCGUGUCGGAAGUCACAUAUCUGGCAUUGGGGUUGGACUUGUUUAUCGAGUGUUGUAGUGGAUUCAGUGUAGAGGCAUUGGUUUGUGGAUGUAACUGGAGCCUAUAUCAGUGUUUGAUGUUUCUUGGGCGAGUUUCUUUUCUUUUAAACCACUUUUUCUCAAGAAUUCGUGGAUUAGGGUAGAAGGUGCUUUGUUUUUGAAAGCACAUGAGAGUGUUGUUUAUUCUGUAGAGUUUGUGGCGGUGGGCGAAACACAUUUGCAGGUGAGGCAGAGAGGCGAGGGUAGUGUUUAGUGGAGUGGGUUUUUCAUCAUGGGUAUGAAGGCCGUGAUGGUGGAGGAGCCGCCGCAGCCUUUGGUUAUAUGUGGGCCCUCGGGAGUGGGCAAGGGCACGCUCAUUGGGAAGUUGAUGGAGGACUUCCCUGAGAAGUUCGGUUUCUCCGUGAGUCACACCACGCGCAACCCCCGGAUAAGGGAGAUUGAUGGAGUGCACUACCACUUUGCCUCUCGCGGCGUCAUGGCGCAAGAAAUUAAGGAGGGCAUGUUUCUUGAGUCCGCUGAGGUCCAUGGCAACUUGUACGGGACUAGCUGGGCUGCCGUGGAAGCUGUGGCAGACGCCGGCAAGACCUGUAUUUUGGAUAUCGAUGUCCAAGGGGCUCAAGAAGUGAAGAAGAGUGCUUUGAAGGCAAUAUAUAUUUUCAUCAAGCCUCCAGCUCCCGAAGAGGAAGUGCUGGAGGGGCGUCUUCGAGGAAGAGGCACGGAAACAGAGGAACAAAUCCAAAAGCGUUUGAGAGGUGCCAAGCAAGAGCUUGAGCGUGCCAAAGAUCCCGCUUUGUUCGACUACAUUCUUGUGAACUGUAACUUGAAUGAAGCGUACGAAGAUCUGAAGGCUAUCCUAGGUCUCGGUCGUCCAGCCACUUCUGCCCAUUCCAAUGGCACUGCCAAACAUCUGAAUGGAUUGAAGGUUUCAUCAAGUGGUUACUCUGCAUCAGAAAAUGGAUCAUCCACCAGUGCUCAUGAGUCGGUUUCUGGGUCUCCCAAGACGAAUGGGUUCCUCAUGAAUGGUUCUCAUUUUUCAAAACCGAGCAAUAUGAUGAAAUCUGCCAACUUUAGUCAUGCACUACCAAUCCUCACAUCAUCAGAUCAUUUGGUCAUUAUGCAUUCGGCAACAGGAUCACCAAGGGCGAAAGGAAUUUCGGCAUCAUAACCCUGCUGGUGACUUUCCUAGACUGUAGUAGGGAAGCCAAAAAAAUUCAGCUACUGUAGUACCUAAUUCAUCAAUUACCGUGCUUCUCAUAGAGCGGACAAUUCAAGUUGGAGAUGGGUUCAUGUGCAAUCUUCACCUUUUUACUACCAUUUCAAAUAAUGAGAAGAAAGCAUCUAGUUUCCAGUUAAUUUUGCCCCCAGUUGUAGUUGCUAGUCGGGAGGUAAUAGCCCGAACCUUCUUCAUCGUCGGAAUCUCCCAGUUUGGACACCAUAAUUUGAAACGGUGUCCAUGUAUGUUGGAGGGCGUAGCCUCUGUCUCUGUCAGAAUCGCCUACAACCGAUCUCUCUGACAACAGUUACCCUGUUACGUUGAAUAGCAGAGUUCUGUGCCCGAGAGUGGAGACUGCUUGGCAUGCACGCGGUAACUACUAAUCAACGCAGGUAUAGAUCCCUUGAUGUUAGAAGAGAGUGGAGAACAGUUCAAGACACUCUGGCCACUCUGAAUUUCCUUUGAUUAAAACGCAAGCCGAGAUGAUGCCAGGCCUUAUAACUUAAUCCGUUUUGUCUA
Molecule: messenger RNA, 2162 nt
Organism: Physcomitrium patens
Lineage: Eukaryota; Viridiplantae; Streptophyta; Bryopsida; Funariales; Funariaceae
Biological process (GO): purine nucleotide metabolic process
Cellular component (GO): cytosol
Molecular function (GO): GMP kinase activity
Source: RefSeq, a predicted model, not a curated record